UCUCUAUGUUGCUGUGCCACUGAAAGAAGCCGAUGGUCCCAAGAUACCACAGACAAGUUUCCCAGCCUGAAGGAGCCUGGUGAGCAGUGCCACUGUGGGACCAAUGAGCUGUCUGUGGAACAGCUGCAGUCUCCAUACCUGCAUCUCCACUGGGAAGAGUCUGGGAACUUCUGCCUUAAUGAACUUCAGACCACACACCUAGCAAAGAGAGAGGAAAACACAGAGCUGGCCCAGUGGAUGGAGAAGAUGGGGUUUACAGUGACAGAACCAGAACUCAUGGAGCACCGGUUUCCCAACCUCCCUGCAGCACCUCAGACACAGGUGAGAGAUAAAAAAACUAAGAGGAAACUUGGAGGAAAUGCCAAAAGUACCAGCUGGCAGUACUUCUGUCCAGCAGCACAGCUGACCCCCCUCAAAGAGGUUCCAACAGGACAGAAGCACAACUCAUUCUUUUCACCCCAACUCAUGGACAGGAACAUCUUUCACAGCUCUCAUCCCAAUUUCUUAUGUGGACCAAAACAGCCUUGUCUCAUCCAGCAGAUGUUCUCUUCAUCAAAGUCCCAUGGACAACUGGACAAAGCCUCUUCUUUCAGUGCUGGGCAAACAGAGCCAGCUUACUGGGACUGGCACCUUCUGUCCCUUGACAUUUGUUACCUUUUGAGGUAAGGCAAAGAGGCCCUGUGGGCAGCCCAGUCUGCUUCAGGCCUCUCUUAAUUGAUUUUCUGUGAAUUUUAAUGAUAAAGCUUCUCAGGGUGCUAGGCUGAGUUCUGAAGGGAACUGGGAUGAUCUGCUUCAAUGAAUGCAGCAUCCUCAAUUUCCCAUUAGUUGCUGACAGCUUCAUGAGGAAAAGUCCUCUUCAUUUGGGACCAGGGGUAUCAGACACA
Messenger RNA from Taeniopygia guttata (zebra finch), 884 nucleotides. The record is from RefSeq and is a predicted model, not a curated record. Lineage: Eukaryota; Metazoa; Chordata; Aves; Passeriformes; Estrildidae.